CCACAAGUCGCUAGUUCCGCUUCCCCCUUCUCGCCAUAGCGGAAUUACCAUCGAAGGGCCCCCAAAAGAUAGAAGGGGGUUAAAAAAGUUGCACUGUACAUAGUUGUCAGCUUUUUUUUUACUUGAAUCUAUUCACGCCCUACUUUCAGAUGAAGUCUUGUACUUUCCCUGGAUUUAACAACAUCUUUUAAAGCACCGAAGAAGGCUUGACCGCAGGAAGUCCAGGAGUUCUCUUCACGUUUUAACUGCCGUGGAAGCUCUCCGUCCUUCCUUCCUCUUCUGCCGGCACAUCCUGCUGCGGUUCAUGAGCACACACGUGUGUUUCAUGCUGAUGUGAUCCACCCUCUCCGCUUGCCGCCCUGUCCGUCCUGUCCCCCCCACCCCUGCCCCCUCCUCAUCUGCUGCUAAAAAAACAAAAACAAACUCUCGCGUGAGCAAUGUGCGACAACGGCGACCCCGAGGACAAGCCCCCGGCGCCGCCUGUCCGCAUGAGCAGCACCAUCUUCAGCACCAGCUCCAGCAAAGACUCGUUGUCGGCGAACCAUAGCUCCAAGCCACUGCCUUCGGUGCCCGAAGAAAGAAAGCCUCGCAGCAAGAUUAUCUCAAUCUUUUCCGGCGCGGAGAAAGGCGGAAGAAAAAAAGAUCGAGACAAAGAGCGACCGGAGAUUUCGCCACCUUCCGAUUUUGAACACACCAUACAUGUUGGCUUCGAUGCUGUCACUGGAGAGUUCACUGGUAUGCCGGAGCAGUGGGCUCGGCUACUUCAGACUUCUAACAUCACCAAGUCAGAGCAGAAGAAGAACCCGCAAGCCGUGCUUGAUGUUCUCAAAUUUUACGACUCCACGGGCAACGGGCGGCAGAAGUACCUCAGCUUCUCAUCUUCUGAAAAAGAAGCAUUCACUCCAGGGCCACAGUCUCCAGUCAAAAAAGGGGCGGAGCCCGCAUCUCCGACAAUCAAAGACAUCGAUGACGAUGAUGAUGAUGAAGCUCCGCCUCCCGCCGUGGCUCCCAGACCGGAACACACCAAAAGCGUGUACACACGGUCCGUCAUCGAUCCCCUGCCCGCGCCCACCCCGAGCACGGACGGCGAUGCGGCGUCUAAAAGUGCCGACAGACAGAAAAAGAAGGGCAAAAUGUCGGAUGAGGAGAUCAUGGACAAACUGAGAACAAUCGUCAGCAUUGGCGACCCCAAAAAGAAAUACACCAGAUAUGAGAAAAUUGGACAGGGAGCUUCUGGAACAGUCUUCACUGCCAUUGACGUUGCCACAGGACAAGAGGUUGCCAUCAAACAGAUCAACCUCCAGAAGCAACCCAAGAAGGAGCUGAUCAUCAAUGAAAUCCUGGUUAUGAAGGAGCUCAAAAAUCCCAACAUUGUUAACUUCCUGGACAGUUUCCUGAUGGGGGAAGAGCUAUUUGUGGUGAUGGAGUACCUGGCGGGCGGCUCGCUUACCGACGUGGUCACCGAAACGUGCAUGGAUGAAGCCCAAAUAGCCGCCGUCUGCAGAGAGUGUUUACAAGCGUUGGACUUCCUGCACGCUAACCAGGUCAUCCACAGAGACAUUAAAAGUGACAACGUGCUGCUCGGCAUGGACGGUUCCGUCAAGCUGACCGACUUCGGUUUCUGCGCCCAGAUCACUCCAGAGCAGAGCAAGCGCAGCACCAUGGUGGGCACGCCCUACUGGAUGGCCCCUGAGGUGGUGACCCGCAAAGCCUACGGGCCAAAAGUGGACAUCUGGUCACUGGGCAUCAUGGCCAUUGAGAUGGUGGAGGGAGAGCCUCCCUACCUCAAUGAAAACCCCCUACGGGCCUUAUAUCUGAUCGCCACCAACGGAACACCCGAGCUACAGAACCCUGAGAAGCUGUCGCCUGUUUUCAGAGACUUUCUCAACCGAUGCCUGGAGAUGGACGUGGAGAAGCGGGGUGGCGGAAAAGAGCUCCUGCAGCAUCCCUUCCUGAAGCUGGCCAAGCCUCUUUCCAGUCUCACGCCGCUUAUCCUGGCUGCCAAGGAGGCCAUGAAAGGCAAUCGUUAAGAAGACCCCACACACAUGCAUACACAACCAUUUAGAAUUUGUGCCAGACAGAAAGGUUGAGAGUAAAAAAAGUCACUGUGAAGACCAAAAAAUAUCAAGCACGAAAGACACAUACAUCAUCAUCCGCUGUCCAUAUGAAGUCUCUGACAAACUGGUUAGGACUGGGCUUGUAUUUAAUGAAGAAGACGCCUCGUUCUAGUUCCUAGUGUUGUUGUUUUUUUAAUCAACUGCCUUAAAUGCAAAACUGUUGCCUAAUGUAUUGUUGAUUGAUGUCUCUCCUGUGAUUUUUACUACCUUUUUGUAAUUUGACCUUUCUCUGCUCUGUCAGUGUCUUUUUAGUUUGUUUUUUUUUUGAUACUUGAAUCUCUCGUUCAACUAGUUCAUUUGACUGCUUUUAUAGGAAACAUUUCAAGAGCACGACGGUGUCUUUUCAUUUCACAAAAUGCACACGACAGAGCUACUGUACCACGUUAGUCCCUUGAUAGCAGAGGUGCACCUUACGGGCAAGUUCAUUUUACAUGAACAGGGUUUAUAUUUUCCUCUCUAUUGUUGAUAUUAAAAGUGGAA
This is a messenger RNA of Corythoichthys intestinalis (scribbled pipefish), 2597 nucleotides long. It is a transcript of the gene pak2b, whose product is annotated as p21 protein (Cdc42/Rac)-activated kinase 2b. Gene Ontology annotation, biological process: intracellular signal transduction; protein phosphorylation; regulation of axonogenesis. The record is from RefSeq and is a predicted model, not a curated record. NCBI's taxonomy places the organism in Eukaryota, Metazoa, Chordata, Actinopteri, Syngnathiformes, Syngnathidae. Gene Ontology annotation, cellular component: cytoplasm. The transcript is spliced from 15 exons. Gene Ontology annotation, molecular function: ATP binding; protein serine/threonine kinase activity. The coding region runs from base 438 to 2030 and encodes 530 amino acids.